This is a messenger RNA of Penicillium odoratum, 2727 nucleotides long. RefSeq lists its product as uncharacterized. Lineage: Eukaryota; Fungi; Ascomycota; Eurotiomycetes; Eurotiales; Aspergillaceae. The record is from RefSeq and is a predicted model, not a curated record. The transcript has 5 exons. The coding region runs from base 1 to 2727 and encodes 908 amino acids.
AUGACAGGUUCACUCGUUCGGUCGGCUCAGAGUGAGGAGCACCAAUACUGGACUGAUCCCAUCCUUUGCGAGGAAACUCGAGCCAGACUGGAACAUUUCCGUCGUUCUGGAUGGCUUCCUCCAAACUUCAAACCAAGGACCUUACAAGGUAUUGCUGUUGUCGAACGCUACUGGCGAAAAUUUUCCAUUCAGUCGGAGGCGGACUAUGUGGACCAUCUUCUGCGGGAGGAUCAAGCGAUCUACAUGAACUUUUUCGACUGGAUGUCCAGAACAUCACGAGAGAAAACUCUACAGUCUUACGAUGAGUAUUGGCGCCGCCUUUGCCAGUAUUUUGAGCUGUUUGCUCGUCGCCGUGUCAAUGAAGACGUCCGUAAGCAGAUGCGACGAUUUCUAGAUGGUCCCUUCCCGGCCGAGCGCAAGAUUCCCCGACGAACGAAGAACAAGAAUACCCUGGAUGUAGAUGUCUUCUGUGCGAUCUAUCGUCAUCACUGGGUCCAUUCAAGGUUUUUUCGUCAUGGAAACAUGAUUGUUCAGUUUGCUACAGUGCAGCUAUGGUCUGCCAUUACCGGGACUCGCCCCGGUGUCUUGCUUCCACAAAACACUUCUUUACCCGGCAACCCCUCCCUUGGCAAACGCAAACGAGCCCACGCGUUUGAGAGUGAUCUUCCGAAGUAUAUUUCAUCGAAGGACCUUCCGGACUCUGUCUGCUAUCGUGAUAUUGAGCUUUUCUAUUUAAAAGAUCCUCAAAGCAAACGUGACGUUCUCUGUGCCAUUAUAGAGUUUCGCAAUCUCAAAGGUCGGCCAGAAGGCGCCGAUGGGACCAAGUUUUUCAUGCACGGUGACUAUCAAUUGGCAUAUUGCCCGAUCGCUCAGAUAGUCUCCUUCGCUUUCCGUGAUGGGGCUUUUGUCAAUACGGAACUCACACCAGAGCUAAUUUGGAGGCUGCGAGUUCCUAAGCACACUUCGUCCCUUCCUCUUCGGUGGAAACCAGAAGUCCUGAACACUCCCAUUCUUCGACGCUUUGAGCGCACUCCCUACGGCUACGAACUCCAUGAGUCUUUAUCGAUGACCUAUGAAUCAAGUCGGGAAGCCCUCAAAGAGUUGGGCCGAGACGCCAAAUUUGAAGACGAUAUUGGGCAUUACAACUUUCGCCGUUGGACGGCAAAUGAAGUAAAUCGCCAAGAAAGCUUUGUGUUACCGAUCGAUGUUGACGAGCAGCUUCUAGGGAAUUUCACGAGCCAGGAGCGGCAAAGGGUGCUUGGUCAGUCUGGCGACGCCGUCUUUGAAAAACAUUAUCAAUCACAAUUCAUUGGACGCGAUCUCCAGCAUGUCGUUCUUCUUCGACCAUCUCAGGAAGGCCUCAUACGUUUCGCCGGAAGUAUGCUCAGGAAAAGGGAUGUUCAAGCUCCGUAUGAGCUUUCGAAUACGCACAAGCGUGCAAUUUGCCAAAACCCGGAUCUUCUGCAGUUAAGACGAGAGAAGAGAGAGCUCGGGGCGGAGAUGCGAUCUCUGGCUGGCUCAAUCAAAAAAGCUCGAGUUCCCUUUCCACACCUCCACCAAAAGCACGAAAAUGUCAAUAAAGAAAUAGCGAAACUUCGAAAGAGGCUAGCAACUGACACGCGAGAGGCAGCUAGGAAACACCAUUUCCAGAAUGCGCCUGUACUUGAAAUCGACAGACAGAUAAAGCAACUCCUCGGUAAAACUGAUGAAGCUUCUAGUGAAGCUCCGGAAAAUGAAGACUCUGGUGAUGUAACCUGGGAAUUGCCUACUCCAGACUAUGUCUUUGCCGAGCGGGCACGCCUGGUAGAAAACUUUUACGGACCCGACGCAGAGAACUUCGACGAGGACAAGCUACUCGCUCGACGCACCCAGGUUACUAAGGAUAUGGUUGCGCUAUUGCGGCUUUCCGAACCGAGUAGGCGGGGUAAUCGAGUCAAUUGGAACAUUGGCGAUGAAGAUGAUGAUUUGCUUGAUCCGCCAGAGGAAUCGCCUCCACUCGAGGAAGACUCUAUGAAUUGUCCAACCAAUAUAUGUAUCGUCUGCUGUGGUCUAUCUCGCCAAUCAUCAUUGAACCCUCCUCCGCAUAAAUUUCCUCCCGAUCGACAGGAUUCUCUUCGCCGCCACUUGAUUGAUACGCACCUGCAACAUGCGCGCAACGGAAUUAGCUGCAAUUGGAAAACCUGUCGCGAUGUCCCGCUGUUCAGCGACAUCACCAAAUUCCUGGCUCAUGCUUCCACUGAACAUUCGUAUGAUAUCAAAAUCAAAUUGUGUCAUCUCCCGCAGGCAUCACAAACUAGCUGCAGCGACGUUUCAUCCAGAGAAGCGUCUCCAGUGUCGGAGAAUCGACAAAGGACUGAGACUCCCGCCUCCUCCGUCGACCUCGAGAUGAAAAAUAUUGACCCACGCUUGUUGGAGGCACAUCCUGUCCCCGUUGCGAUGGCUUUGCAGACUCAGCCAGUUACUGAAGUUUUAUCUACCUCUGGUGGAUCAUCUCAUCCCAACUCAGCCGAAACUCCGAUAAGACGAGCGACGAGAAGCACGGCAAAGGUGACAGAAUUCGCUCCGACGCCAGAGACGGAAUACCAACCUCAAUAUGUGAGGCGCUCAUCUCGGAAAAAACGUCACGCAGAGCAGCAAGUAUGUGGAGUAAAGGAGAAGAAGCGACUAAGCCACAUGAAAGUUCCCAAAGGGCCUCCGCUGCGUCGAUCAAAACGACUGCGGUCUUAG